Orcinus orca (killer whale) is the source of this 7289-nucleotide messenger RNA. RefSeq names its product G protein-coupled receptor 174 (gene GPR174). Bases 1233 to 2234 code for a protein of 333 amino acids. Gene Ontology annotation, molecular function: G protein-coupled receptor activity. The record is from RefSeq and is a predicted model, not a curated record. Gene Ontology annotation, biological process: phospholipase C-activating G protein-coupled receptor signaling pathway; positive regulation of Rho protein signal transduction. Gene Ontology annotation, cellular component: membrane. NCBI's taxonomy places the organism in Eukaryota, Metazoa, Chordata, Mammalia, Artiodactyla, Delphinidae. The transcript has 4 exons.
GAGAGAGAGAGAGUGAGCAUUAGCUCAAGCUACCCCUGGAAAACGGAAAUGUUCAGUGUUCACAGUGUGGCUUGCAUAUUUCACUCUGACAUCUCACUACCAUGUUGUUCAACAUGGUAGUGAUUAGGUAAUGCUAAGAAUUUUAUUUUUCUUUUUCCUCUUGCUUUCUUCAUUUUUCUUUCAGCUUUCUCUUGUUUUCUUUUUACUCUUUCCUUCCAACCUCUUUCCCUACUCCCUUCCUUUCUUUCUUCCUUCCCUUCUUUCUUUCUUUCCUUCAUUCAUUUUUUUCAUUCUUUCUUUCUUUCUUCCUUCCUUGCUUUUCUUUCUUUCUUUCUUUCUUUUUUUCUUUCUUUCUCUCUUUCCUUUUUUUGGGGUGGUAGUGAAGGGGGAUUGGAUUGGUUGUUCUCAGAACAGGGAGCUGGAAUUGAUGCACAGAUCAGUAGUGUCCUUGCUGGAGUGGCUGUCACAUGAAUUUUUUGGAGAUCUCUGGAGAAAACAGAAAGAAAUUGAAAUGGCAUGAAUGAAUUAAACCAGCCAGAUUCCCUAUGGCUUCUUCAGGGGACCCUAUUGCUCUGAUUAAAGAAUUUCCCCAACACUGGAGAAAACAGUCUUUUAGUCUUUCAGCAAGAUUUUGUGAAUACCAGUGUACAGUUUUUUUGACAUCAUUUACCAGCUCUGACUUUGUUUCUCACUUUUUAGUUUACGACACAUAACUGAAAAUGUCCCAGAAAGAUGAUCCAUCCAAGUUAAUCACCUGUGAAGAGUUGUGGACCCACUGAGUACAAAAGCAAAUCUUCCUUCUAUGUGAGCCAAAAAAAUGAAAAACAGCCUGCCAAACACCAGUAAAGAGAUGACUGUCAUCAUAUGGGAAUUUGAAGAGCUACUAUAUGGCACAUUUAUGAUCAAAUGGGAGAGGAUCAACUGUUAUGAUGUCCCAGAGGCCUUUUAACUGAGUAAAGAAGAAGGGAAAAUUAUAACAGCUUGUCAUCUGUGCUUGCACAUUAGACUUCAAUGUAGUUAAUGUAGACAAAUCCAAAGCAAACAUGCAGAUAGUUACUUGAAAAAAACCGAAAUCAUGUAUAUAAGCCCAGACCAAUGCAAUAAAAAGGAUGUUAUUCUAUAUUCAGUCUCCCCAGCCCAUCGAUGAUCAGUCUUUUAGAAAGAGCAGCAGUAAAUUAUAAAUUUAGCUUUUUAACCACCAUUUAGCAAAGGCAGUUUCUCUAGAAAGAAACAUGCCUGCUAAUGACACAUGUGCUGGGACAGAUGGAUCCAAUACAGAUUUUCGGUACUUCAUCUAUGCAGUGACAUACACUGUCAUUCUUGUGCCAGGUCUCAUAGGGAACAUAUUAGCCUUGUGGGUAUUUUAUGGCUAUAUGAAAGAAACCAAACGGGCUGUGAUAUUCAUGAUAAACUUAGCCAUUGCUGACUUAUUACAAGUCCUCUCCUUGCCACUGAGGAUCUUUUACUACUUGAAUCAUGACUGGCCAUUUGGGCCUGGCCUCUGCAUGUUUUGUUUCUACCUGAAGUAUGUCAACAUGUAUGCAAGCAUCUACUUCUUGGUCUGCAUCAGUGUGCGAAGAUUUUGGUUUCUCCUCUACCCCUUUCGCUUCCACGACUGUAAACAGAAAUAUGACCUAUACAUCAGCAUUGCUGGCUGGCUAAUAAUCUGCCUUGCCUGUCUGCUAUUUCCACUCCUCCGAAGCAGUGAUGACACCCCUAGCAACAGAACAAAAUGCUUUGUGGAUCUUCCUACCAGGAAUGUCAAUCUAGCCCAGUCUGUUGUCAUGAUGACCAUUGGCGAGUUGAUUGGAUUUGUCACUCCUCUUCUGACUGUCCUGUAUUGUACCUGGAAGACGGUUUUAUCACUGCAGGACAAAUAUCCUGUGGCUCAAGACCUUGGAGAGAAAAAGAAAGCCUUGAAGAUGAUUCUAACCUGUGCAGGAGUUUUCCUAAUUUGCUUUGCACCUUAUCACUUCAGUUUUCCUUUAGAUUUCCUGGUCAAGUCCAAUGAAAUUAAAAGCUGCCUAGCCAGAAGGGUGAUUCUAAUAUUUCAUUCUAUUGCCUUGUGUCUUGCUAGUCUGAAUUCCUGCCUUGACCCAAUCAUAUACUACUUUACCACUGAUGAGUUCAGAAGACGGCUUUCAAGACAAGAUUUGCAUGAUAACAUAAAACUCCAUGCAAAAUCAUUUGUGAGCAGCCAUACCACUUCUACCUUGACAACUGAACUAUGUUAAAAAAAAAAACUGAAUGUGGACUGAAACUUAAGCUAUAAAAUUUCAGUGACAUACUAUACACAUAUGAUCUCAACUAGAGCCAGCAGUUGUAUCUGUGAACCUAAGACAAAGAGAGACUAUUAGGUUGAAGUCAUUAUAAGCACUUAGUUUUGUUACAAUGGACAUUGAGUUUCCUUGUAUUUAGAAGCAAUGUAAUUGUCUAUUUAUACUAGUAAUCACAGUUUAUAUCCCAAUAUCAUAUUUUAGUUGUCUUUAAGUAGGAUGGACAUUAUAUUAUUCUGCAAAAACAGUGUUAAAAUCAUGGACCUUUUUUUUUUUUUGUGGUACGUGGGCCUCUCACUGUUGUGGCCUCUCCCGUUGUGGAGCAUAGGCUCUGGACGUGCAGGCUCAGCGGCCAUGGCUCACGGGCCUAGCCGCUCCGCGGCAUGUGGGAUCUUCCUGGACCAGGGCAUGAACCCGUGUGCCCUGCAUCGGUAGGCGGACUCUCAACCCCUGCGCCACCAGGGAAGCCCGCAUGGACCAUUUUUAUCUCCAUAUGUGAUUACACUCUAGUGUUUGAAGACUCAAAUAGCUAUUUCCUUCAUUUCAAUAUCAGUAUGAAAAAUCAUCUGUCACAUCUAUUAAUAGAAUGAAAAUCUGAACUCAGGCCUCUGGUAUGUUUAAAAUAAGAACAAGAAAUAAAUUCACAUACUCUCUAUGACUGUAUAAAUUGCCAUAUUUAAUCUAACCAGGGCAGGUGGCUUGUCAAAGUUCAUACAAUGUGACCCAAAUUGCCUUUAAAGGUCCAGGAGAAAGCAGAUAGGUGAUAAUCAUAGUUCUGAUUCUCUUAAACUUUUUACAGAGAACACCUCUGAAGAUGUACGGAUCUGCCAAGUAAAAGAAAUGUCCACCAUGCUUCUAGAGUGACAUCAAGGUACCUCUGACAGGUUACUGCACUUUCUGAGCCUAUGGAAGAAGUAGUGCACUAAGUUUAGGCCACUAAGUUUAGGCCAGAGCAAAAAGAUGAAGUUAUUUCUUAUUUUUAAGUUAGGUGGCAACUGUCAAGCUGCAUUCACAAGCCAGAGUAGGUUUGGAGGCAGCCAGGCAUGUGGACCCUAGAGUCUUCAGUAAUUUUUCUGGCCCAGCUUUGCCCCAGUCAUAACAUUGUAAGGCCAGCACAGCCUCCCUCCCAGCAUCUGGGGAAGUCAGUAUUUUCCCCUUUUGAGAAAAGUGCAGAAGAUUAAUUUUGGCCACAUUGGACGCCCAUUAAAAUGCCUUGCCUCCUACCUGUUUAGUACUAGUAUGCAGGAAACAGACCCAGGAUAUGAGUAGUAAUUUAACCUGAGGUCUUAAAUAUUAGAAUACUUUGAAAAAUACUUUGGCAAAAAGCUCUAAGUUUCAAAGCGUGCUUUAAUUAAAAUCUGUGUGCUUUAAAAUGAAGAAACAUGCUACUUCCUAUCUGGAAGGAAUGUGAAAAUCAAGGAAGAGCUCCAUCAUAUUUACAGAAAGGGAGUUAUUUUAAGCACACAGUUACAAUACCAAUAUAUUUGGGGAAAAAAAACUGGUGAAAUCAAAAUGAAUUCUAAUAUCUAAGAUGAAUGGAAAUUCUUCUAAUGUUUUCUCUAGGCAAGUGUUGAUUUGCUUGUACUUUGUUAUUAAGAUAAUACCCUGCUAGAAGAUUGACUUUGUGCUGCUAGCAAUAGUGUAUGUAUUUAUAUCCUAAUUAUUCAUCAUAAGGUACAUAUUUCGAUGUGUUAAAUGAGUUCCAAAUGAGUGUUAAAUUGUGUUUUAAAAUGGGUAACUGUAAUUAUGCCUGGUCUCUUUGCUUUAAAGUGAUUUGUGUUUGAACAUAAUUCAGUGUUGUAAUGGGAUUAGAAGUAAUAAUUUUGUGGGUACUUGUAAUGAAAGGGCCUUGUCUAUACUAUAUGUGUCUAUUAUUUUCUAUAUUAGCAUGAAUUACACUUUUUAGGGUCAUUUUGGGAGACCAGUGAUUUAAUUUCAUUAACAUAUUAAUUUCACUUUAAACAUAUCUAUUAUUUUAAACAGGAGGCAAAUAUAUCCAGGAGAUAUAUUUCCUCAUUCUUAGAGGAAAUGUUGAGGUUAUAGCCCAUUUAUUAGGCAGUCCAGAAGCCCUUGAAAAGUAUUUAUAUCAUUUGAGGAAAAUACAGAGAGAACAAGUGUCCAGUAUUUUUAUGCUGCUUAGCUAGGACCACACCUUCUCUUCAGGCCUGCCCAUCUAAGUUUGUAUUCAAUGCUGUGAUUUACUUUAUCAAGCCCUCAUCAUCAUCAGUAUGUUUUGUCUUCUGUCUUAUUCCCUUGUUCUAGUCAGUAACUGAUAAAUUUAUUCACACUAAUGUACUAAUGACUAAUGUUAGCUUAAUAUUAAUUUGCCAAAGGAUAUCUGAAUUCUAGGCCUUAGGGAUGAACUUUAACUCAAAGUGUAAAUCUCUCACUUUUAAUGGAGGGAUUAAAGACACUGAAGCAGACUGGAAAGGAAGAUAUUUUGAAGAAAGUGAGUCUUACAGCAGUGCCUUUCAGGUUACAUAUAGUAAGUGAUCACCUAAUUUUCUUACAAUAGGGGAUGCUAAAUUUUAAGAAAUAUAUCUACAAACAUGACUAUCAGUUUCUCAGAUCUCUGCUUGUUUUCUUUUUCUUUUUGCCUUUUUCCCCUUCCAACUCUGGAUCUGAUUUCCAGGGAAAAGUCUAAACUAGGAGAGAAGUAGUGUUGCAGCUACCAUCCAGACAGCAGCCUCUUGAGUGUCUCCUUUCCUUGGAGAAUUUUCUCUCCAAACCUCCCAUUUGUCACUUUCCGGGUUUAAUGAAAAAAGUAAAACCCUCAAAAAGUAAACACCAUCAACUACAGCAAUAUACAAUUCAAGAUAAAUGAACUCACAUUUUCUAUUAAAGUUAUUUGAGUUCUGAUUGCAAAAUGUACACACAAUUAUUCCAACAAAUAUUUUUUUAAAGUGGCUUUCUAAAAAAUUUUUAUUCAUUUAUUUAUUUAUUUAUUGGCUGCAUUGGGUCUUCAUUGCUGAGCAUGGGCUUUCUCUAGUUGUGGCAAGUGAGGGCUACUCUUCAUUGCAGUACGUGGACUUCUCACUGCUGUGGCUUCUCUUGUUGCAGAGCAUGGGUUCUAGGCACGCAGACUUCAGUAGUUGUGGCAUGUGGGCUCAGUAGUUGUGGCUCAUGGGAUCUAUGGUGCAGGUUCAGUAGUUGUGGCACAUGCACUUUGUUGCCCCAAGGCCUAUGGGAUCUUCCUGGACCAGGGCUCGAACCCGUGUCCCCUGCAUUGGCAGGCGGAUUCUUAACCACUGCACCACAAGGGAAGUCCCCAACAGAUAUUUUUAAUAUGGAGUGAUUUCCAUGUUAUUAUUAUUGUCAUUAUUGUUAUUUUUAUUAUUAUUAUAUUCAAAUGGUUUAUAUGUUUUUAUUGUCUCUUUGUUUAGGAACUUAUUCUGUUAACCUGUAAUUCCAUGAAAAGGAGCCAUCUGCUCUAGGAACAACAGAUCAAAUUACCUUGGUCUGAAACUAUGCAUAAGUGGAACUCCUGUGCAACGUAAUUUUUCUGUCAUCUUUUUGUUUUUACUCCCAAAAGACUGUGAAAAUGUUGCACUUGGAAUAUAUUUAUGUCUAUAAUUUAUAAUAUGUAUUUUAGUAAUAAAGAUGGUCUCUCUAUUUGCAUAGAAAAUUUCUGCCUCCAGAAUUCAAUGUCACUUUUUCAGCAAACUGAUGUAAUUGAUGAUCUUUGUCAGUGUUCUCACAUACAUGGAUGUUAAGUCCCCAGAGGCUCUACUCUCCCUUUCUCUCUGGAGUGGUGCGUUCUAUUUUCAAAUGGAAAGAUGAACCACUUCCCCAUCCUACCCUACACCUGCCAUCCACUCUUCCCAUACUGUUCACACCCUACUAAGAUUAUUCCCCAUCCUCACUUGUUGACCAAGUUUACCCAAAUGACUUAAAUACUUGUACUUUUUAAAGUAUAGUCUUUGGGCAGAAAAGGAGAUGAGGGAACAGAAAGAAUAUUUUCUCUUUAAUCUUAAGGGUUUUUAAGACCCAAUAGUUUGAUUUUUCUUAUAGAUUAGCAGGGAAAAAGUCUUAUCCUUCACUGUCCCCCUCUGCUCUUCUCAAAACAGAUCUACAUAAACAAAACAAAACAAAUAGUAAAGUCAGGAGAAUUGUCUCUGGCUCUCCUCUCAUCCUAGUUAUCUUUCUUCCACUUUAGCAACUCCCUUCUCAUCUCACCUAUAUUCCUAAUGCUUUCAGUAUCUUCUGCAAUAACCAAGUUUUUAUGAAUUACACAUUUUGACUGCUACAGAAAAAUGUUCCUAGGAAGUGGUAAAGGCUUUCCUAAGGAGAAAUUUCUGAUGUUUUGGUAGACUUGAAAAAAGUAAUGGGAUAUAAAUAUGGGAUUUGACCCACACAUCAAAUGUCCUCAAAUAAUGUACAUCCCUCCUACAUGCCUUCUUGAAGCCACCUCACAAGUAAUUUUACUGCCUUCACUGUACCUUAUUUUGAGAGGGAAGAAGUGAGAGAUAAACUCUCAAGUAAAUGUGGCUCUUUCAACUUAUUUACUCCUCAAUAAUUAAAGGAUGUGAUGAGUGUUUGAGAGGCAGGCAGUGAGCUGUAUCUUUUUUGAACUUCACAGAUAAUUUCUUCAGCAGAACUUCCUCAGACUUAAACACUUACUUGAUUUUUCCAAGACCUUAUUUCUUCUUCUAUUUUCUGUUGACUAAGUUCUCUUCAUCUAACUACUUACUGAACAUCUGCUUAUUCAUCUAUAGGCAUAGUCCUUAUUUAAGGCCUUACAUUUUCCUUCUUGGAUCUCUUCAAGGAAUAAUAGAGUAACUGUUCAUUGGUGGGAAGUGGGCUGUAAUUAGGCCUAUCAAUCUGACCCCAAUAUCUUCCUUUUUACAGGAGCUUCAGAAGCAGAGCUGAGAGGCAGAUCUAGGAUCUUUGUUCUUCAAGUUUGAUUCUGUCCCACAAUAGAAAGAUGUUUUUCAGCCUUUCCUAAAUAAUGUUGAAUAUUCACAACUUGAACAAAGACCAGGAUCAUUUAUACUUUUUAAAAUGCCAAUCUAA